Kogia breviceps (pygmy sperm whale) is the source of this 1254-nucleotide messenger RNA. The record is from RefSeq and is a predicted model, not a curated record. NCBI's taxonomy places the organism in Eukaryota, Metazoa, Chordata, Mammalia, Artiodactyla, Physeteridae.
CGGCGUCUUCAGGGCAGUAUCGCGUCUGUUCUGAGAAGAAAAUAAGUUUGUUUUACUGCAAAUCCCUGCACUUCGGGUUUCGCGGUACACGUGACAGUUGAAGAGCAGGUGUGAGACAGUGGCCAACUUCUGAGUGUACCCGAAGGGUACAGUAAGACGCUGUAAAAGUCACCUCUGCGGUUUUCCAGGGGCUCAAACCCAGUUUCUCCUGCCUCCUCGUGGUGCUCUGGGUGGUGAGGCACAGCGCUGUCGAAAUUAAACUUCGUUUGCUCUGUGUAUUUUCGGACCUUUCUUAAUAAUCACCGCGCUUGAGCAGCGACAGCGGGGCAGCCUUUUUGCCUGUGCCGUCAGUGCAGCCGCAGGGCGGCAGGGAGCGCCCGCACGCGCAGGGUUUGAAGGUGGAUGGAGGGAGCACGAGUGCAUACCGUGUGGAUCUGCUCAUCUGGGGGGUCGUCUUUUAGCAGCUCAUGUAUCGCUGACGAGUGCUUUGAGCUGGAUGCUGACAAAUACGAGAAUGAUCCAGAAUUAGAAAAGAUCCGAAAAGAGAGAAACUACUCCUGGAUGGACAUAAUAACCAUAUGCAAAGACAAACUACCAAAUUACGAAGAAAAGGUGAAGAUGUUUUACGAGGAGCAUUUACACCUGGAUGACGAGAUUCGCUACAUCCUGGACGGCAGUGGGUACUUCGACGUGAGGGAUAAGGAGGACAGGUGGAUCCGGAUCUUCAUGGAGAAAGGAGACAUGAUCACUCUCCCCGCCGGGAUAUACCACCGCUUCACACUGGACGAGAAGAACUACGUGAAGGCCAUGCGGCUGUUUGUGGGAGAGCCAGUGUGGACGGCGUACAACCGGCCGGCGGACCACUUCGAGGCCCGCGGGCAGUACCUAGAGUUUCUGGCGCAGACGGCCUAGCGGUGCCCUGGGGCCUGGCGCACCCCGGCCCCCCUUGUGAAGGUCCCAAACCUGAUGGCAACAGAAAAUCCGUCAUAUUCUCUUUGCUUUUGUGUUGUAGACUUGAUGCUAGGUGAGCUUUCCUCUGCAAGAUUGUUGGAUCAGAAUAUGUUUUAACGGGAGCAGCUGUAGAACCGGUUUGUACGUGGAAGCACCUGUGAAGAUCUGGGCAAAUCUGCUCGUUUUCUCUGAUUCAGGAUCAGUGGUCAGUGGCCCUGUGUCAGCUCGUGCCUUCAGCUGUGACCCAGUGAGUUUCAGCGCCCCAAACGCAGCCGCUUAGCUGCUCCAUCUGGACCCGAUUCU